Messenger RNA from Dermochelys coriacea (leatherback sea turtle), 4818 nucleotides. It is a transcript of the gene BMAL2, whose product is annotated as aryl hydrocarbon receptor nuclear translocator like 2. Gene Ontology annotation, molecular function: protein dimerization activity; DNA-binding transcription factor activity, RNA polymerase II-specific; RNA polymerase II cis-regulatory region sequence-specific DNA binding. Gene Ontology annotation, cellular component: aryl hydrocarbon receptor complex; nucleus; cytoplasm. Bases 112 to 1950 code for a protein of 612 amino acids. The transcript is spliced from 16 exons. Lineage: Eukaryota; Metazoa; Chordata; Testudines; Dermochelyidae. The record is from RefSeq and is a predicted model, not a curated record. Gene Ontology annotation, biological process: regulation of transcription by RNA polymerase II.
GCGGUGCUGAGAGCCGGGGCUCGGACGGGUCCGCGGCGGGGCUUGUGCCAACCGUUCGCCGGGCGGGCUCGCCUCGCCCGCUCCGUGCCGCUGGGGCCGGGGGCGUUCGCCAUGGCCGAGGCGGGGGCCGAGGAGGAGGAGCAGCAGCAGCAGAGAGCGGCGCCGGCAGAUAAUCUUGUUAUGGAAGGGAGCCAAUGUGUUGCCUCUGCAGUCUCCACCCUUAUGAAUCCAAUAACCAACCCUGCCUCUGCCUGUUCUUUCAACACAUUUUCAGUUGAGUUUCCAAAAAAGCGCAAAGGAAGUGAUUUUGAUAACCAGAGUGAAGAUGAAGAACAUGUAAAAAUUAAAUAUUUCAGGGAGGCUCAUAGUCAAACAGAAAAACGAAGAAGAGAUAAAAUGAAUAACUUGAUAGAAGAAUUAUCUGCUAUGAUACCUCAGUGCAAUCCUAUGGCACGUAAAUUAGACAAACUUACAGUAUUACGAAUGGCUGUGCAGCAUUUCAAGUCAUUAAAAGGUUCUACCAGUUCUUAUGCGGAAGUCCAAUAUAAGCCUUCAUUUUUACAGGAUGGUGAGCUGAGACAAUUAAUCCUUAGGGCUGCAGAUGGGUUCCUGUUUGUGGUUGGAUGUGAUAGAGGAAAAAUUCUUUUUGUCUCUGAAUCAGUCUGCAAGAUACUUAAUUAUGAUCAGGCCACCUUGAUUGGACAAAGUUUAUUUGACUACUUGCAUCCAAAAGAUGUUGCCAAAGUGAAGGAGCAACUAUCAUCUUCAGACGCUUCACCAAGAGAAAAGCUUAUAGAUGCCAAAACUGGCUUGCAAGUAUGUAUGGAUUUUCAAGCUGGAUCAGCUCGAUUGCAUUCUGGUGCUCGGCGUUCCUUCUUCUGUCGGAUAAAGUGUAAUACGAUCACAGUCAAGGAAGAAAAGAAAUGCUUGCCCAACUCAAAAAAGAAAGAGCACAAAAAGUACCGUACAAUCCAUUGUACUGGUCAUCUGAAGAGCUGGCCUCCUACCGAGGUGGGAGUGGAAGAGGAGAAAAAUGCAGAAAAAGACAGCAGUGACUUUAACUGUCUUGUUGCAGUUGGGAGAUUGCAUUCUUAUAUUGUUCCACAAAAGAGUGACGAGAUAAAGGUGAAACCAACAGAAUUUGUUACACGCUUUGCCAUGGAUGGAAAAUUUGUUUAUGUAGACCUACGUGCAACAGCAAUUUUAGGGUAUCUGCCACAAGAGCUUCUAGGAACUUCUUGUUAUGAGUACUUCCAUCAAGAUGAUCACAAUCAUCUAGCUGAUAAACACAAAGCAGUGUUGCAGAGUAAAGAAAAAAUAUUUACAAAUUCCUACAAAUUCAGAGCAAAAGAUGGAACUUUCAUUACAUUGAAGAGUCAGUGGUUUAGUUUCAUCAAUCCAUGGACCAAAGAACUGGAGUACAUUGUAUCAAUCAACACUGUAGUGUUCGGUCACAAUGAGUCUGGAGAAGAAGUAUUACUACCCUGUAGUUCCCAGUCCUCAGAAGAUACUUCAAAGCAGUCUUUUCCCAGUGUACCUGGGAUUUCCACUGGAACAAUACUUGGUGCUGGAAGCAUAGGAACUGAGAUUGCAAAUGAAGUAAUAAACUUAGAAAGGUUACAUUGUUCUCCAUCUAUUGGUGAGAUAAGUCCAUCUGAUCUUAUGAGGAAAUCUUCUCCAACUUUAACUCCAAAAUGCAGCAAUGUGCCAAAUAAAGAGUCGAUUCAGUUAUGUCCUUCAGAAAUGGAGGGCUUGGAGACCUUGGGGAAAAAUCAGGACACUGUUUCAUUCCCAAGCAAUGAACCUCUUCUCAGUAACAGUUGCCAGUUGGAUUUUGAUGCAAUGUGUGAAAAUGAUGACACUGCCAUGGCUUCACUCAUGAAUUACUUGGAAGCUGAAGGAGGCCUCGGGGAGCCAGCAGAACUCCGUGAUAUACAGUGGACUUCCUAGUGGUUCUUUUUUAUACAAAUGAGGAGAAUGUAAAAUUCUGUAACGCACAACAACCACACAUCCUCAAGUACUGUAUUGGUAAAUUUUAAGGCUUUAUUUUAAUUCCUAUUUACUAUCUGUAUAUUUGCUAAGACUUUUAUGCUUUGUUCACAAAGAAAUGGCUUGUUCUGCACAUAUGGAAAAAAUGUGAUAUUUUUUCAUGACCGAGAACCUCAAAAUUUUUUUGAUCCAUAUCUAACUAGAGUGCUUACAAGAUGUGGUUAUAUUUUUGCUAAAAAGCUUUAACCCAAAGAUACCAUACAAUGUAUAGGAAUAACUGUUAAUCUGAAUGUUUUAAUACUUUUUAAAGAAAGCUUUGAUUUGUAAUUUUCUUUUACGAAUUGGGUGGAAAAGUGUAUUAUUUAUCCACGUCAAUUCUGUAGGACUUUCUCUACUUGCGCAGCUUGAGAUACGUUUGUUUUUGUACCUCUAAGCUUUCUUUGAAAAUAUGGUUUCCACACUGCAAAAUUGUAAGAUAAAGUACAAUAGUACAAAAGGGGACACUACAUUUUAAAAUUCUUUGCCCUUUCUAAAAAUUAUGUACAAUUUUUGUAGUCAAGUAAAAACAAAAGAAAAAACAGUAGUCUUUGAGAGUUCUGGACAAACAAUGUUAAACAUUGUCCCACAGCACAAAUGUGACAGGUGGGGAAGGAGAGAAACAAAAUAGUUCUAAUACAAAGUAUUAUUUAAAUAUAUUAGUAGAGGACAGAACACACAACCAAAGUAGUAAUAUUGUAACUGUAAUAAAGCAAUUUGGUCACUGUAGUUCGGGGGGAUAUUAUUGCCUUGGAAAUAUGUUAUAGAACAGUGGAUUUCAACCUCUUUUCAUUUGCAGUUCCCUAAAAAAAUUUGAAUGAAGGGAUGGAUGGAUCCCUUUGGAAAUCUUAGACAUAGUCUACGGACCUCCAGGGGUCCACGGACAACAGGUUGAAAACCACUGUUAUAGAGCAUAGCUAUUUAAAGAGAGCGGAUAUAAAAUUAGUUAAUAUCUUACAUCUGGAGAAAAGUGAGAAUUGAGGAACUGGAGAUUUGAAAAAGUAAUAAAGUGGGAUUGAGACUAGUCAGAAGUGGUAAAGUAUGUUUGACCUUAAUGGCCUUUUCCUGCUUAAUGUCUUAUGUAAAUACAGGUUUUUCAAGCUUUGCUCACCAAUAUUAGGUGUCUAAGGUUGAGGGCUUAAACAUUGAGACAUCCAAAAUCACUAGCCACCUCUGAAAGAAUCUUGGCCUUUGUCUCUCUCUAUUAAUUGAGACUGUUGAAACUACAUUUGAGUUAUGUAACUGCACAAAAUAGUGGGAGAAGUGUGUGUGUGUGUGUGGGCAAUAGGUGGUUCGCAAGUGGCAAUAUAGGGGUAUAUUAAAUUUUGUGAAAAGGGCACUGAAUUAUAAAAUACCUUUUUAUAGUAAUUGUAUUUUGGAGAAAUCAAAAGAGUUUUGAAUUACUUAAUACUAGCUGCAAAUACUUUUUUUGUGCUACUACAGUCCUUUAAUAUAUAAUUGAUGUUAUUUCGCAUUCUCUUUCUAAUUUUUAAUCUUCUGCAAAACAUGUGACCAGUUAUGGACAGAUCACCCUUGAGUGUAGCACCCUUAAUAUGUUGUAUUAAAACAAUAUGGUGUUAGUAUCCAGAUAUGGAUGUCUACCGUACAUUGUAUGUGCAGAUAAAUGAGGUGAAUCAGUCAAGAUUAUGCCAUAUAUGUCUUCCCCCCCAAAUUCGUGAAAUGAAAGAAUAAGCAUUGAAAAUGUUGGAGAUGUGUAGACCUUUUGUUUUAGAAUAAUUUUUUACAAUUUGAAAACAUAGGUUCCAGUUUGUAAGCAGUAUGUCUUCUAAAUGUAAAAUUAUUCAUAUUUUAACGGAAGAGAUUGCGGAUGAUGUAGACAUGUGCCUAACAUUAAAGUUGAUGAUUGACACUCGGCAGACUUCCGAUGCUUCUAGAUAAGAGUGUAGAAUGGUGUAUAGAGAAUUUCCUAGGAUAUUUCAAGAAAAGAAGUACUAAGUAAUUACCCUAAAUAGCCACUAGAUGUCAAACUUCCUCUGUUUGACAAUAAUUUGACUCUGAAAGGUGGAUACUAUAUCUUCUUCUGUGAUGCAUUAACUCCUAUACUUAACUGGGACAGCUGUAUACCUUAUCGACAUUAGAGAAAAUUACUGAGAUGUCUGAAAUGUAUAUAUUUCCAACCCUGGGGACAAUAAUAUCUGAUAUAAUUUUACUGCUAGAGCUGAAUUUGGCCCUUGAUAUGGAGCAACACAGAAAAUCAGGACCUCUUUCUAAGAAUGGUGAUCAAAAUCUAUUUUUAUAAUUGUUUCUGAAAGAUGGAUUCUAAUUAUUACUUUAACUGUAGGAAAAGCUAUGAAACACAAUGGCUGUUUUCCUUAUUCUGCAUUUACUAAUUGAACAUUAAAGUAAAAAUAAAUUCUAAUUAAAUAAGUUCUAUAGGUAACCCAGAGAAUAAACAGUUUAAACCAGAUUGUUCAAAGAGAAUCCAGAUGCUCCCAUGCAAGAAUGAGAGUAUUGAUUCUUACAAGAGAUGAUAUUACCAUGUAUAAUCAAACACUGUGUUGGGAUUCCUCCCAGAUUACUCCUGGAAAACCUUUUUUUACCUUAGAGGCAAACCUAUUGUAGAACUAGUUGUGUUCUGCUAGUUUGCUGAGCCCUUUGUAAUCAGCAGCCUGUAUAGUAUAUGUGUCUGUUAGCUGCUUUAUUGAACCCUUUCUGUUUGCAAAACCAUUUGUCAAACCUGCUGAUUUCACACUAUUCUGCACUGUACAAUGUCUUUUGUAAAUAUUUAUGAUGAUGAACUGAGAGGGGAAAUUAAAAUAUAUUUUAUACAAA